AUGUUGCUCUACUAUGGUCUGGCGGAUACCGCAUCCUCGGGAUUAUCCCGUCCCUUGGCCGCAUCGGUCGUGGGGCGCUCUCACGUCACGGCAGAUGGUGGUUUUUGUGGCAGAAAAACAAACAUAUUGGGCCACGUUGUCUCCGUCCCAGCGCCAGCCUGGGCAUCGGCCGCCCCUUGCUCCACGUCUGCUUGUUUCUCAGACAGAUCCUCCUCCGCCUUUCUGAUCCGACGGCAUCUCCUGAUGGCCCAGAUGGACAAGCAAAGUACGACAAGACAAACCAGCCCGACUCCCAGACCGACACCGAGCUUGAUAGAUCGUGAGAUGGACGAGGGUGGCAAACGAGACCAUGUCCUCGGUCGCGGUGCUGUCAAACUUGGUCUGGGCGAUGGCCAUCUCCGCGUUGGCGAGGUCGAAGACCAUGUAUGCCUGCUUGAGCACGCCGCCGCCGAGUAUAUCUGCGAUGGAGACGUUCAAUACCAGCCCGUCGGUUCCAUCGAGUUGCAUGACGAUAUGUCCGGUGGAAGUCUUGACCGCGGUGCAUGGUAUGAGAGUACGGAGAAGAUUGGAACUCCAACGGGCACCGGCAAGAAACCAAAUGUCCUGGGCAAGAGCGGGAGCCAGAGAUUGUAUGCGGGAGAAGUGAUGACGCCGUCUUUGACCAAGCGCUCGGCCGUCGGCCAAGAUGCUCGACUCAGGCAUGAAUCGGCGAUCACCCGGGGCCCGGGACUUAACACCGCUGUCGGCGGCAGCGGCGGCGAUCAAGUGAGAUUGGCGAGCAUACGGCAGAUGAACUUGAACUUGAACAGAAGCCACGGCAGCCCAGGCAGCGGCCGCAAAAAGAGAAGACGCCCUCACGAUGAAGAGGACAGAGAACGAGUGACUGACGAUCAACAGCGCAUGAUGAAGAUGAGAGAAGAAGAAAGAAUAAAAAAGAAGCACAAACUAGCGUGGCAAAAAAUCUUUCAGCGUGAUGCCCACGAAAAGCGGCACAGCAACUCUCCAUAG
Messenger RNA from Colletotrichum navitas, 1008 nucleotides. RefSeq lists its product as uncharacterized. The record is from RefSeq and is a predicted model, not a curated record. The coding region runs from base 1 to 1008 and encodes 335 amino acids. The transcript has 5 exons. Lineage: Eukaryota; Fungi; Ascomycota; Sordariomycetes; Glomerellales; Glomerellaceae.